Molecule: messenger RNA, 2095 nt
Organism: Helianthus annuus (common sunflower)
Lineage: Eukaryota; Viridiplantae; Streptophyta; Magnoliopsida; Asterales; Asteraceae
Product: clathrin interactor EPSIN 1
Exons: 11
Coding region: 130-1818 (562 amino acids)
Biological process (GO): endocytosis
Cellular component (GO): plasma membrane; clathrin vesicle coat; endosome
Molecular function (GO): phospholipid binding; clathrin binding
Source: RefSeq, a predicted model, not a curated record
UUCUCUAUAUAGAUCUGUAUCUAUCUUUUCCUCUCUCUCUGAUAUUCGAUUCAUCGCAGAUCCAUUCUCCUUCGAUCGAUCAACAAACCCCAAAUCUUCAUUCAUUGUUCAUCGUUCUGCAAAUCAAACAUGGAUUUCAUGAAGGUGAUCGAUCAGACCGUGCGUGAAAUAAAGAGAGAGGUGAAUUUGAAAGUAUUGAAGGUGCCUGAGAUCGAACAGAAGGUGUUAGAUGCAACUGAUGACGAGCCUUGGGGUCCACAUGGUACCGCAUUAGCAGAGAUUGCACAGGCAACUAAAAAAUUCUCUGAAUGUCAAAUGGUUAUGAAUGUCCUGUGGGCCAGAUUAACUGAAACGGACCGCAAUUGGCGUCAUGUAUACAAGGCAUUAGCUGUGAUAGAGUAUUUGGUGGCAAAUGGGUCUGAACGGGCUGUUGAUGACAUCAUAGAACAUACGUUCCAGAUCUCUUCGCUCUCAUGUUUCGAAUACGUUGAACCAAAUGGAAAAGAUAGCGGAAUCAAUGUGAGAAAGAAAGUCGAGAACAUAGUGGCGUUGCUGAAUGAUAAAGAUAAGAUUCAAGCAGCUAGAAACAAAGCUGCUGCAAACCGUGAUAAGUAUGUUGGAUUAUCAUCAACUGGAAUUACAUUUAAAUCAGGCUCAGCAACAUCACUGAGCAGCAGUAGCUUUCAGAAAAGUGAUCGAUAUGGUGGGUUUGGUGGUUCAAGAGAUAGUGAUACGUAUAGAGAUAGUUUUAAGGAAAGAGAUCAAUCAAAUGAAGACCGGUUUGAACCAGGUAAAUAUAAGCCACGCAGAGAGGCUAGUAGCGGGAGCUCCUCGAAAAAAGGAACGUCUCGUUAUGGAAGCACCAUUGAAGACUCUACAGCUAGUGGUGCAUCAAAACCAUCAACAAAGAACGCUUCUGAUAAAUAUUCCUCAAUUCCAUCACAAACCUCAAGUGCACCAUCAAACAACAACAACGAUGAUGAUUUUGAUGAUUUCGACCCUCGUGGAACAUCAACCACAAAGGCAGCUACUGUAAGCUCUCCACAAGUGGAUUUGUUUGGACAGAGUUUAAUUGGUGACCUUUUGGACGCACCGACAUCGGGCCCCACACAGAAUAAUAAUGGAAUUAGUAAGUCGGAAGAAGUUGAUUUGUUUGCUGAUGCUGCCUUUGUGUCAGCGCCGACAAAUUUGGCUGGGGGGACAUCUGGAUCUGAGAAUAAAGUCGAUCUAUUUGCCUCUCCACCAGCAAGUUUUGCAGCUCCUUCAGCAGCUGUUGACUUUUUUGCGGUUCCUGAGCAAGCUGAGAUCAAGCCCCCAGAAUCUAAGACAAUGCCAGCUCAGACAGUUGACCCAUUUGCUGCUGUUCCGUUGACGAAUUUUGAUGAUUCUGACUUUUUUGGCUCGUUUUCUUCUCAUGCUAGUUCGGUACCUACAGAGCCUGCACAGAGCUUUAUGGAUAGCAGCAGUAACACAAACAAUCAAAACGCUAAAACCCCAGCACCUUCAUCGAAGAAGGAUGGCUUUCAAGUCAAAUCUGGAGUUUGGGCUGAUUCUUUGAGCCGUGGGCUAAUUGAUCUCAAUAUAUCUGGACCCAAGAAGGUAGACCUCACCGAUGUGGGCAUUGUUGGCGGUCUGUCUGCUGGGCCCGAAGAGAAGGACAAGGGACUUCCAAAUUCAUUGUUUAUGGGUCGGGCCAUGGGCACAGGAUCUGGGCUCGGUAAGUCAACUGGUUUCACAACUUCAGCAACAACUGACAUGGAUGAUUUCUUUUCUAGCCUUAGUGGCUCGCAAAAUCAAUAUGGAUCGUUCCAAAAGUAAGCUUUUCUUGAUGUCACAAAACAUUAUGAAUAUACUUUUAAAAUAUUUGAUUGGAGUGUGAGAUCAUUUGGUGUGUAUGUUAAAAUGUCUGCUAAAGUUGGUAGCAAUUCAUUAGACUUUUUGGGUGAUGCUGCAUGCUUAUGAUGGACCAUCACACUGUAUUCGAAUACUCGUAUAUUGCAUACACUUUUACUCCUGUAUUUGUACCAAGCAUACUUGCAAAAGACUCGUGUAUCAUUUAUCCUUAACCGUUUAUUAGGGUAAGGUUUUUGUAGCA